CUCUCCUUCGUGUGUAAGUCAGAAAAAGAUUCAACAACUGUGCCCAAUUGUCUUUUUUCUCCCUCUUUCUCUUUCAUUUCUUCCCCCCUUUUUUAAAAAUUAUUUAAAUAAUGGAGCAAUUGAUCAAUCAAUAAAAUUUUACAGAAAGCAUUUCUUUUUUUCCUUUAUUUUUUAUUUUAAGCAAUUGAAUAAUUAAUUAAGGGCUCUAUAAAUAUAGGAUUGAGAUAGGACAUCACACAACAAUUACAAAAGCUUCUCCAAAAAACCCACCAAACCCACCAAUUUUCUACCUCUUCCCACAUUUUUUGUGUUCAUUUUUCUCUCUCAUCUCCUAAAAUUUACACCAAAAAAUCAAAAAUAAAAAAAAGAAAAGAAAAAAUCCCCUGUUUUUUGAUUUUUGGGUGUUCAUCAUUUCUAUGAUUAUUGUUUUGCUGACAUUUCAAGAAAAAGAUUGAAUCUUUUUUGGUAAAAACAAAACAAAACAAAAAAUGGAGCAGAAGAGUUUUUUGUUGUCAGCAUUGAGUGUAGGUGUUGGUGUGGGAGUUGGGCUUGGAUUGGCAUCUGGGCAAACUGUUGGUAAAUGGAUUUCUUCAAAUGAUUCAUUGGAUAGCAUUUCUGCUGAUCAGAUUGAGAAUGAAUUAUCCAGGCUUCUUGUUGAUGGCAAGGAAACCAAAGUCUCUUUUGAUGAAUUUCCCUAUUAUUUGAGUGAGCAAACCCGAACCCUGUUGACAAGCGCGGCAUAUGUACAUCUAAAGCAUGCUGAAGUUUCCAAGUUCACUAGGAAUCUGUCACCUGGAAGCAGAGCAAUCCUGCUAUCAGGACCAGCUGAACUUUACCAGCAGUUGCUUGCCAAAGCAUUGGCACACUACUUUGAUGCUAAGUUGUUGCUGUUGGAUGUUGCUGACUUCUCCAUGAAGAUGCAAAACAAGUAUGGCUUAGACAAAAAGGAACAUAGAGCGUCAAGGUCCAUUUCAGAAGCGACAUUGGGACGUAUGUCAAGCUUGCUAGGUUCCUUCUCUAUCCUUCCUCCAAGAGAUGCACCCAAAGGCACAUUGCGUAGGCAAGCUAGCACUACAGAUGUCAUCAAAUCUGGGUCUGGAGAUGUUUCUAGUUACUCCCAAAAGCAUCGUAGAAACGCCUCAACAUCAGCUGAUAUGAGCAGCCUUACUUCUCAAUCUGCAACUGGUUCAGUAAAACGCCAAACCAACUGGUCUUUUGAUGAGAAACUGUUCCUACAAGCACUUUUCAAGGUAAUAAUCUCCACAUCAGAAAAGAGCCCCAUCAUCCUCUACGUCAGGGACAUAGAAAGACUCCUCCUUCAAUCAGACAGACUAUACAACUUAUUCGACAAACUAUUACAAAAACUAAGUGGUUCAGUCCUCGUUCUCGGAUCCCGUAUGUUAGAUGCGAACACUGAUUACGAACAAGCAGACGAAAGACUCACCUUACUCUUCCCCUACAACAUCGACAUAAGGCCACCAGUUGACGAAACCAAUCUCGUAAACUGGAACACCCAACUCGAAGAAGACAUGAAAACAAUCCAAUUCCAGGAUAACAGGAACCACAUUGCUGAAGUUCUAGCAGCAAAUGAUCUUGUCUGUGAUGAUCUGGGUUCAAUCUGUCAUUCAGAUACUUUAACACUGAGUGAUCAUAUUGAUGAGAUUGUUAUGUCUGCGAUUACGUUCCAUUUGAUGAAUAAUCAUGAGCCUGAGUAUAGGAAUGGGAAGCUGGUUAUUUCUUCUGGGAGUUUGUCCCAUGGUUUGAGUUUGUUCCAGGAAGGGAAGAAGAUGGGGAGGAAGAUGGAGACGAAUGGGGAAACUGGUAAGGAGAUGGAUGAUUCUGCUGCUGUGAAAAGUGAUGGGAAGAAUGAAACUUCUGGUGCUGAUAAUAAAGGGGAUUCAGUUGCUCUGACAAAGAAUGCUGAGAAUGCAGCUCCUCCCAAGGAAGUAGCCCCGGAUAACGAAUUCGAGAAGCGAAUUCGACCCGAAGUCAUCCCCGCAAACGAAAUCGGAGUUUCAUUCAACGACAUCGGAUCCCUAGACGAGAUCAAAGAGUCCCUCCAAGAACUAGUAAUGCUUCCCUUAAGAAGGCCCGACCUUUUCAAAGGCGGGCUUUUAAAGCCCUGCAGAGGAGUCCUCCUCUUCGGCCCGCCCGGCACAGGAAAAACAAUGUUAGCAAAGGCAAUUGCUAAUGAAGCUGGUGCAAGCUUCAUCAACGUGUCAAUGUCCACAAUCACUUCGAAAUGGUUUGGUGAAGAUGAAAAGAAUGUUCGUGCAUUGUUCACACUUGCAGCUAAAGUUUCUCCUACAAUCAUCUUUGUUGAUGAGGUUGAUAGUAUGCUUGGGCAAAGGACUAGAGUUGGGGAACAUGAGGCUAUGAGGAAGAUUAAGAAUGAGUUUAUGUCACAUUGGGAUGGACUUAUGACUAAGCCUGGGGAACAGAUUCUUGUUCUUGCUGCUACUAACAGGCCUUUUGAUCUUGAUGAGGCUAUUAUCAGGAGAUUUGAGCGCAGGAUAAUGGUGGGUUUGCCAAGCAUUGAGAACAGAGAAAAGAUCUUAACAACUCUCAUGUCAAAAGAAAAGGCAGAAAAGCUUGACUUCCAUGAGCUUGCUACCAUGACUGAAGGAUACACUGGAAGUGAUCUUAAGAACCUCUGCAUCACUGCUGCAUAUCGGCCUGUUCGUGAGCUAAUCCAGAGGGAGAGACAGAAGGAUUUGGAAAAGAAGAAGAAAACUCAGGAAAACAACAAUGAUACUGCUGAAGGUUCAUCAGAGACAAAAGAACCAGAAAAGGAGGCUGAACCAAUCAUUUUGAGGCCCCUAAACAUGGAGGAUCUGAGGCAAGCAAAGAAUCAGGUUUCUGCUAGUUUUGCUUCUGAGGGUGCAGUAAUGAACGAACUGAAGCAGUGGAACGAGCUCUAUGGAGAAGGCGGGUCAAGAAAGAAGGAGCAGCUUACUUACUUCUUAUAGAAAGGCGGUAUGGAGAAGGCGUCAAGAAAGGAGCAGCUGUAAGAGAACUCCGAGUCCUCUUUGGCAAUGGAUACAUUAUCAUAAGGCAAUGAAGGAAGCUUAUGUAAUCUGUAUUUCUUGUUAAACACUUUUGGUGGGUGAGUGGAAAAAAACGAGUUUUAGAUAUUAGAUGCAACAAGGGGUUAUAUAUCUACUUAAUUUACCAUAUUCUGUAUUGAGUUUGCUCAUGUUGUAUCAGAAAAGAAGAGCCUAUAUGCAAUGGAGUAUGUAAUUAGAUUUCUAGAUUAUGAACAAAAACUUUAUGAUUUUUCUCUGUCACUUAAUGGGGUUGUAAUUUAUGUACUACUACCAGUUAUUGUGGCAGUAGCCAUUUGUACAUUAUGUCUUAUUUUAACUUACAAUUAGUACUUCUUGUUCUGUUUCUUCUA
This is a messenger RNA of Spinacia oleracea (spinach), 3397 nucleotides long. RefSeq lists its product as uncharacterized. Gene Ontology annotation, cellular component: mitochondrial outer membrane. The record is from RefSeq and is a predicted model, not a curated record. Gene Ontology annotation, molecular function: ATP hydrolysis activity; ATP binding. Lineage: Eukaryota; Viridiplantae; Streptophyta; Magnoliopsida; Caryophyllales; Amaranthaceae. The coding region runs from base 489 to 2969 and encodes 826 amino acids. The transcript is spliced from 14 exons.